This is a messenger RNA of Parnassius mnemosyne (clouded apollo), 360 nucleotides long. The record is from the annotation of a GenBank genome assembly. Lineage: Eukaryota; Metazoa; Arthropoda; Insecta; Lepidoptera; Papilionidae.
AUGUCAAGUAACCGUUCUGCUCUGCUUUUAAGACACUUUGCUCUACGUAAUGUAAUCCCGUUUGGCAGUCGAAGCUUAACGAAUAAAAAAGAAGAUAUAUGUACUCAUACAGGACAAAAAUGGGACUCUGAUGAUUACAGGCUUGCAAGGUUCAUGAAUGCUCCAAAGCAUGUUAAUCACAACUGGGCAAUUAAUUUAAUUGCUGAAGUACCACCAAAAGAAGUAACCGAAAGAGUUGUAUGGUGUGAUGGAGGAAGUGGACCAGAAGGCCACCCACGAGUUUAUAUUAAUUUGGAUAAACCUGGAAACCAUGCUUGUGGAUAUUGUGGAUUACGUUUUGUAAAAAAAGGUCACCAUUAA